This is a messenger RNA of Daktulosphaira vitifoliae (grape phylloxera), 1572 nucleotides long. Its product is annotated as longitudinals lacking protein, isoforms H/M/V-like. The record is from RefSeq and is a predicted model, not a curated record. The transcript is spliced from 8 exons. Gene Ontology annotation, molecular function: DNA binding; protein binding. Gene Ontology annotation, biological process: regulation of transcription by RNA polymerase II. NCBI's taxonomy places the organism in Eukaryota, Metazoa, Arthropoda, Insecta, Hemiptera, Phylloxeridae. Gene Ontology annotation, cellular component: nucleus. The coding region runs from base 185 to 1387 and encodes 400 amino acids.
CUAUGAUUAUCAUGAUCAAAAUGUUAUUAUGUAAAUUGUUUAUUUAUAAAUAAGUAAUUCAUUAGCGUAUAGAAUUCAGGGUAAAUUUGAAGUCUGUAUCUUCAAGUUACGAAAUAAUAUUUAUUUACCCGUUUUGAGACGUUAGCCGUAAUUAUUUCACAAAUUAUUAUAGAGUAUAAUUAAAAUGGCUGACCAAAGGUUUUGUUUACGAUGGAACAAUCAUCAACCAAAUUUAGUAAAUGUUAUGACUGGUCUAUUGAACAAUGAAAUGUUUGUUGAUGCAACUAUAGCUGCAGAAGGUCGUAAAAUUCAAGUUCAUAAAGUUGUCCUUUCGGCAUGCAGCAGCUAUUUUCAAAUGUUGUUCAAUGAUACACCAUGCAAACAUCCAAUAAUCAUAAUCAAAGAUAUGUCUUACAACCACUUAAAGAUUCUUAUUGAAUUUAUGUACUAUGGAGAAGUAAAUAUUUCACAAGAUCAGCUACCAAUAAUUUUAAAAGCUGCAGAAAGUUUACAAAUUAAAGGAUUAGCAGAAAAAUCAAAUUUACUCGGAACCCCUCAAUCUAUAGAAACUGAAUAUAGUUUAUUAUCACCAUCGUCAAAACGUAAAAAAAUGCAUUUAAACACAUCAAGUGAUAGAUCAGAAAAUAACAGCUCUCUUGAUGAUGCCCCAGCCAAGACUGAACAAAGCAAUUUAGCAAUUAGAUCUCAACCUGUAGCUCAUGGACAUGAAUCGUCAAAAUCAAUUAGUAGUUGUAGUUCUAGUGGUGGAAUUUCUAAACAAUCUCCUACAGAAAAUGCCACAGUCAAUCAAAAGUCAUCUGAAGUUACCAAACGAGUUAAAACUCUUGUACGUCAACCUCAUUUAAAGAUCAAUGAUUAUGAAAUCAAAAUAGAGAGUAAUCCAUUAAUUAAAAAAGAAUCUAGUGAAGAGCCUGAACCUAUUAUUAGGGUUCUAGAAAGGCAAUGUUCUGAACCAAAUCCUUCAUCAACAAAUAUGUUAGCUGUUCCUAAACAAACUAUAGUCAAACAAAAUUCACAACCAUCUGAACCUACUAAUUUAUCAAGAGGAUAUUUGAGUGAUGAAUUAUCCUUAUCUAUAACACAAACAAUUGAUACAUAUAAUGGAUCAACCCGUUCAGAUCAUUGUCCAUUAUUACGGACUGGCCCAGCUCUUGGAUGUAGUUUUUGUUGGAAUACAAUUGAUACUCGAGGGAGAUUCUUAAGAAGAAAAACAAAAUACCAUUGUCCAGAGUGUAACAUUAACUUAUGCUUAGUUCCUUGUUUUCAAGAAUUUCAUGAAAAACAAACUCAAACCAAACUAAAUGACUCAAACGAUGAUUAUCGAUCUCAAAAGACUACUAUCGAAGACAGUUCAGGUUCUGUGUAAACUUGUGAUAUUCAUUUGUAAUUUAUUCAACUUAAAUGUUACCAAUUGUUACUACUUAAAGUUUAUCUUUACUAAGUAUUUUUUUAGUGAAAAAAAUUUAGAUUUAUAUUUUUGUUAAAACAAAUUUGAAAUGUGUAUAUUUUGUUGGUGUUAUAUUAACUAUAAGUUGAGAUUAAUCAUGUGGU